AUGGCUGACGGAACUCCUAGUAAAAGCGAUAUUGAAGCAAUUUUUCAGAGACUACGAUCUGUUUCAGCCAAUAAAAUAUGUUUCGACUGCAAUGCAAAGAACCCUACGUGGUCGUCGGUGACGUACGGAGUUUUCAUCUGCCUAGACUGCUCAGCGGUGCAUCGGAGUCUUGGAGUGCACAUAACCUUCGUACGGUCCACCCAGCUUGACACCAACUGGACAUGGAAGCAAUUAAGAAAUAUGCAGCUGGGUGGAAACGUGAAUGCGACUCAGUUUUUCCGUACGCAUGGGCUAGUAACCGACGAUGCACGUCAAAAGUACAAUUCAAGAGUUGCACAAAUGUACAAAGACAAACUUAAUACGAUGUCUGAACAGGCUAUGAAAACAUAUGGUACUAAACUACAUUUGGAACCUGCAACAGCUGAGAAAGAAAACAAGGCAACGAAGGAGGUAGACUGGUUUGCAGAACAUACUGAUGGCAUUAACAUUGACUCAGAGGCCUACUCCGCGGCGGUGACUACGGUGAACAACAAUUUCAGCGAAGAAGCUCGACUCUGGGGCGCGAAAGACUCCGAGGACGCGCCGCCGACGAGCAAAGCCCCACCGAGACAAACGGCGAGGAGGACACUGGGUGCUCGCAAAGGAGGUCUCGGGGCGACCAAGGUGGCCGCCAAUUUCGACGACAUCGAGCGAGAGGCGAUGAUGGCCGAAAAGCUGAGGAUGGAGGCGCCGGCCGCCCGGGCCCAGCCCUCGGCCGAGGCGGUCGCCGAGGAGGUGGCCGCUCUGCGUCUGCAGUACCGCCCGGACCAGGCCCGGCAGCACGCCGACAGACUCGGCAUGGCCAACACUGCGGCCCGAGACCGAGGCGGAGUCUCGCACAGCGCGACGCACGCCAUGCAGAGCAUCGAGCAGGAGGACGCGUCCCCCGCCGCCGACGCGCCCGACGCGGACGACUUCGCCGCCGCCUUCACCAUGAUCAGAAACGAGCCGUUCGGUCGCGGCGGGGACCUCGGCGGCGGCGAGACCGACUGGCAGAUCGUCCCGGAGCCCGGGCGGUUCUCGCGCCCCUCGCCGAUCUCCGAGCCCCGGUCGGCGCCCGCGCAGCCCCGCCGCGCCCCUCGCUCCCGAGCUCGCGACGACGACGACGACUCCGCCGUCAAGAAGUUCGGCUCGGCCAAGUCCAUCAGCUCGGCGCAGUUUUUCGGCGAUCAGGAGUCCCGCGGCGAGGAGUCGGCGCUGUCGCGGUUCUCGGGCAGCUCGCACAUCUCGUCGGCCGAGCUGUUCGGCGGCGCCGCCCCACGCCAGCCCGCCUUCGCGGUCUCCGCGCCGGACCUCGACGACGUCCGCGAGUCGGUGCGCAUGGGCGUGACGCGCGUGGCCGGGCGCCUCUCGUCGCUGGCCAAUGGCGUGGUGUCGUCCAUCCAGGAGAAGUACGGCUACUGA
Molecule: messenger RNA, 1443 nt
Organism: Pieris macdunnoughi
Lineage: Eukaryota; Metazoa; Arthropoda; Insecta; Lepidoptera; Pieridae
Source: the annotation of a GenBank genome assembly